Molecule: messenger RNA, 2457 nt
Organism: Amoebophrya sp. A120
Lineage: Eukaryota; Dinophyceae; Syndiniales; Amoebophryaceae
Source: the annotation of a GenBank genome assembly
AUGUUCGGAAACAAUUUUGGCGGAGGCUCCUCCAUGUUCCAGAGCAAUCCGUUUGGAGUACAACCAGCACCAGGAACAACAACUAGCAACCCGGCCGGGUCGGCAGCAGCAGCAACGUCUUCAUCUCCAAGCGCAAAGCGGCAGAAGCUCGACACCAGCAGCGUAGCGGCAGCAGCUCCGGCGCUUCUCCCGCCGAUUCCGAAGGAGCAGGCCGCGCCGCAGCAUGUCGACGCGAACCAGCUGGCGGUGCUGGAGGACAAAAAUGAUCCGCUCGGCCCCCUGCAGCCGGGCCAGUCGACUAGCGUGCAGGGUUCGGGAACGUCUGUGUACACCAUCGAGCGGAAAGGCGGAGCCACGAUCGAGGCCGGCGCCUACUACCAGUGCAGCUGUCCGGCGUUCAAAUUUUCGAAUAAGGCGAAUAAGGGGAAGCCGUGGGCGGCCCGGACCUGCAAGCAUUUGCAAAAACUGCGGGGCAUGGACCGGGAAGAGCAACGAAUCCGAGACUGGAUGGCCUUGCACGGUGCGGGCGGGGCGAAAGUCAGCGGUGGCGCGGGUGAGGAUGGUCUUGGGGAGAAAGCGGUCAAGCCGGCGAAGGCCAAGGCCAAAGCAAAGGCUGGGGCUGCGGCGGCAAAGAAGCGUACUUACGUUAAUAUUUUUUUACAUGAUAUAGUUAAAGAUGCGUAGUCUGCUUGUUCUUUCAGCUGUCUUUUACCUGUUUGCUUUCUUCUGUCGCCAUGAUGUACUCAGCGUGCGGCCAUUUUUUGGUGCAAGGCAAAGCCAAAGUUUGUAUCAAUCUGUAGCUGUUCCUGUUCGACGAAGAACUAGCACUGUCACAGAACAACCACCGACCCAAUUUUUCAACAGGCGCCCGCAAGUCCGACGACCAAGUUGUGGAUGAAGCAGCGGACAACAAGGAUGGUGAGGAGGAGGAGGGUGCUGUCGCUCUGCUGCUCGCGCAGACCUGGAAUCCCGCCACGCACGACGUGACGAACUACUGGGCGUCGGAGAAGCUCGAUGGCGUCCGGGCGUAUUGGGACAACGAGCAACAGAAGUUCUUCUCCCGGGCCGGGAACGUGUUUCACGCCCCGAAAUUCUUCACUGAUGCGUUGCCGAAGUCACACAAACUCGACGGGGAAUUGUUUCUCGGGCGGAAGAAAUUCCAAGAGUGCGUCUCGACCGUCAGAAAGCAUGUGCCGCUGGAAUAUCCUCUGGGGAAGAUUUUUUUUCAUGGUUUGACAAGCUCCUGCUACUCGAGUUGAUAGUUUUGUCAUACGUGCAACGAACUACGGCUGGUCAUGCAGAAAAGUGUACGCUUGCAGCAGGGGUUUUGUUGAACAAGAACUCUGUAGAGUAAGCAUACGUGUGUAGGUGGAGGGGACCCCUCAUUUGUUCGCUGCAACAACCCGAAAGAACUGAUCCUAAGAAUAAGAUUGCAGUACUAAAAUAAGAGUACUCUUUGUGAAGACAACCAGCAGGACUCACUACAGUCCUUGAGCUUGGAUUCAAACCAGGAGGAAUUUCCCCCCGGCGAUACCUACCACGAGUGGCGACGGAUGAAAUACAUGGUUUUCGACGUGGUCGAUGAAAGCCUGCGUUUCGAAGAGCGCAUGGCAUUGGCGAAAAAGCUUCUCGCAGCCCAAAAUAGCACUAGCAACAACCCUUCAUACGCGGUUUUCCACGAGCACACGCAGCUGAAACUCAGCGGAGCCACCACGAAUCCACCCGGGGAACAACUACAACCUCCGACGAGCAAAAGUCCCAGCUCCAGCUCGAAAACCACGACUACUACUGCGACGGCCGCAGCAGGAGCAAAAUCGUCGAAAACGAACAACCCACCGAACAACCCGCUGAAGGACAAGGUGAAUGAAAUCGUGUUCGCGAUGCUCAAGAAGGUCGAGCAGGACGGCGGCGAGGGCUUGAUGCUGCGCGAGCCGAACUCCUUGUAUGAGCGGAAGCGGUCCAACACCUUGCUGAAGGUGAAAACAUUUUUCGACCUGGACGCGACGGUCGUCAGAAUCGAGCAGGGCGCGGGCAAACACAAGAACCGGAUGGGCGCGCUCGUGUGUAAGGACGCGAUGAACAGGAGCAUCGAGUUCAAAGUCGGAACGGGGUUUACGGACGAAAUGCGCGAGAACCCACCACCAGUGGGGAGUUUGAUCACGGUGAAGUACCAGGAAAAAACGAAGGACGGAAAACCAAGAUUUCCGGUCUUCAUGCGGGUAAGGACGGAUAAGUAGGAGCGAGAGCAGAUUAGAGGAUUUCUGAUCAGCAUAAACUACCUAAUAAAGGCUCUUGCGAAGGAAGACCGUUGGCGUUGCUGUACGUAGGUUGUAUUCACAUCUUUAACAAAUGAGAAAGAACUUCAUGGUAAUCGUAUGUACAACGCGUAUCAAAAAACAACAAAGGCGAGAGAUUCGGAAACAGCGUGCGUGUUUACGUCUGGUAACGUGCGCAGAU